GCCCGCGCCCUGCGCCGCGCCGCGUCCUGACGCUGGGCUGGGCCGGCCCCGGCGAUGGUCGCUCCCCGCCGGCUCCGCCGCAGCCCCGGGAGGCGGCUGGGCUCCGCGCCGCGGUAGAGUUUGAUUGAGGAGCGGUGGCCGCAGCUCAUCCUCUGCCAGGAGCGGAAGAUGCUGGAGUCUGCGUAGCAGGUUUCUGAGCAGCCGCUGACAACUCAGCCGACCCUGGAUCCGGCCACGCAGGAGGAUACCAUGAACUGAGCAAGGAGCGACGAAAAAUCUUUUUUUUUUUUUUUUUUUUUGUUUUGUUUUGUUUUGGCUUUUUCGGUUUGUUUUUCAUCCGAAAAAAAAAAAAAAAAAAAAGCCCCCCACGCUCUUUAAUGAAAGCGUUUUAAAACGGGGUUACUUUUCCCCUCCCCUGAACCGAAGUCGUCCCGGGUGCGGUGAGGAUUUCCGGACAAGAUGGGGAGAAAAAAGAUCCAGAUCCAGCGGAUCACGGACGAGCGCAAUCGGCAGGUGACCUUCACCAAGCGUAAGUUCGGCUUGAUGAAGAAAGCCUACGAGCUGAGCGUCCUGUGCGACUGCGAGAUUGCCCUGAUCAUCUUCAACCACUCCAACAAGCUGUUCCAGUAUGCCAGCACCGACAUGGACAAGGUGCUGCUCAAGUACACCGAGUACAACGAGCCCCACGAGAGCCGGACCAACGCGGACAUCAUCGAGACGUUAAGAAAGAAAGGUUUUAACGGCUGUGACAGCCCGGAGCCCGACGGCGAUGACUCGAUAGACCAGAGCCCCUUGAUGGAGGAUAAAUACCGUAAAGGCAGCGAGGAUCUGGAUAUCCUGUUCAAGCGAUACGGUUCCGCAGUGCCCGCUCCGAACUUCGCCAUGCCUGUGACGGUGCCGGUGACCAACCAAAACACGCUGCAGUUCAGCAACCCGGGCAGCUCGCUGGUGACCCAGUCCCUGGUGACCUCCUCGCUGACGGACCCCCGGCUCCUCUCGCCGCAGCAGCCAGCGCUGCAGAGAAACACCGUGUCCCCGGGGCUGCCGCAGAGACCGGCCAGCGCAGGGGCGAUGCUCGGGGGGGACCUGAACAACACGAACGGAGCCUGCCCGAGCCCUGUGGGGAACGGCUACGUGAGUGCCAGAGCCUCGCCGGGUCUCCUUCCCGUGUCCAACGGCAGCAGCUUGGGCAAGAUCAUCCCGGCCAAGUCCCCGCCACCGCCCUCCCACAGCACGCAGCUCGCCACCAACAGCCGCAAGCCGGAUUUACGCGUGAUCACCUCGCAGAGCGGGAAGGGGCUAAUGCACCAUUUGACGGAGGAUCACUUGGCUCUGCAGAAUACGCAGCGGUUAGGUGUCUCCCAAGCAACUCACUCUUUAACCACACCGGUUGUUUCUGUGGCUACUCCGAGUUUGCUGACGCAGGGGCUGCCUUUCUCUGCCAUGCCCACAGCCUACAACACAGAUUAUCAGCUGACGAGCGCCGAGUUGUCUUCUCUGCCAGCGUUCAGCUCACCUGGUGGGCUGUCCCUUGGCAACAUCUCUGCCUGGCAGCAGCAGCAGCAGCAGCAGCAGCAGCAGCAACAGCAGCAGCAGCAGCAGCAGCAACAGCAGCAGCAACAGCAGCAACAGCAACAGCAGCAGCAGCAACAGCAGCAGCAACAGCAGCAGCAGCAGCAGCAGCACCUGGUUCCUGUAUCACUAGGAAAUUUAAUACAAGGGAGUCACUUGUCCCACACCACCACUUUGACUGUCAACACCAACCCCAACAUCAGCAUCAAGUCGGAGCCCGUCUCGCCCAACCGGGAAAGAAACACUGCCACCCCGCUCAGCACCUUCCCCCACCAGCCCCGGCACGAGCCCACCGGCCGCUCGCCCGUCGACAGCCUCAGCAGCAACACCAGCUCCUACGAAGGCAGCAGCGAGCGGGACGAUCCCGCCCGCCCCGAUUUCGGCUCAUCCCUGGGCCUCCUGCGACCCACCAGCGAGCCCGAGGGGGAGAGCCCCUCCGUAAAGCGCAUGCGGUUGGAUACCUGGGUCACAUAACGGGUCCCCGCCGUCCCUGGGAGCGCCGCCGGCUCGCAGCGGGGCCGCGGGGAGGGGGCGGGAGGGGUGGGAGGGAGG
Tyto alba (common barn owl) is the source of this 2124-nucleotide messenger RNA. RefSeq names its product myocyte enhancer factor 2D (gene MEF2D). The coding region runs from base 460 to 2046 and encodes 528 amino acids. The transcript has 12 exons. The record is from RefSeq and is a predicted model, not a curated record. Gene Ontology annotation, biological process: positive regulation of transcription by RNA polymerase II; cell differentiation. NCBI's taxonomy places the organism in Eukaryota, Metazoa, Chordata, Aves, Strigiformes, Tytonidae. Gene Ontology annotation, molecular function: DNA-binding transcription factor activity, RNA polymerase II-specific; RNA polymerase II cis-regulatory region sequence-specific DNA binding; protein dimerization activity.